CCUGAAGAAAAGCCAGUGAGCCGCACCGAGCCAGCGCUUGCCGCCAUGCGGCCAGCAGCGGCCGCCAUGCGCCCCUUGCGAGGCCGGGCCUUCUGCGCCGGCUCCGAGGCGCUGUACGAAGGCCUCCGUCUGCAGCGCCAGGGACGAGCCGCGGAGGCGCUGCGGCGGCUGCGGGCGGCGGAGAGCUGCGAGUCGCCGCUGCUGCGCGCGGCGGCACGGAACGCCGAGGGCCUCCUGCUUCUGCGCAGUGCUGCGCCUGUUUGCGAGCAGACCCAGGUCUUGCACCCAGGUGAUGUCGUGCUGGCGCCCUGGGCGGAGGAUGGCUUUGAGUACGAGGCCACCUUGGAGCGGAUCGACGAGGCGAACGGCUCCUGCAUAGUGUCUUGGGCAGAUGGCGGCCAGACUUGUCGCGAGGUGCCUUUGGCCGCCGUGACCACUGUGCAGGGCCUGCCCUGUCGCAGCUGCUCAGCACAGGACUUGAGACUUUGGGCGAGCAGGCGCGCCCUGACCCACGCAUUGCUGGAAUGGCAAGUCCAGGCUGAGGCGGGCACUGCGCACGACGCCUUCGUGGACUUUGCAGGCCUCUUAUGCGACCUGGCGGCUGCGGAGGUGCGGGUGGCCUUGCGUUGCAGCUGGCCGGGCCUGGAGCUGGCGCGGGUAGCGCUGCAGCGGGGGCGGUACAGCGCGGAGCGCGCCUUCAAGCCGGACCGCCGGGCGCUGGCAGCGCUGACCUUGGCACGAGCCGAGCUGAUGCGCCUGGAAGGCGCCUCUGCGCCUGAGCUGCUGUCGCUGCAUCGCCUGGCUGGGGAGCACCUGGCUCUGGCCACCUGGUCCAGUGAGCCGCUCUGGCGCAGCGCUGGGGGCGAGCUCCACUGGCAAGCGCUGCAUCAGGUGCUCUGGGCAAAGGCUCUGGCGCAGCUGGCCAUCCAGGCCAAGCGCCCAUCGAGAACUCGCCGCGCCGGUCUCAAGGGGCCCCAGCGGCGGCGUGCAGCUCAGAGCGCCGAAUCGCCGCCGGAGAAGUUGGUGACCGCCGCGCCGGCUUUCCGCCGGGAUCCCCUGGCGAAGCUCAGCUUUGCUCCGCAGGCUGCGGGCCGCGCUUGGCGGGCGCUGUGCUGGGCUGCUAGCAGGGCAGACUCCGCCAAAAGCGCACCCUGGAGCUACAGCGCGGACUCUUGCGCGCGCUUGGCGAAGGAUGUGGAGCCGAGUCCCAUGGGAGCGCGGCUGCUGCUGGAGGUCGCAGUGAUCACAUUCGUCAUGGGCUGCAGGUGCGGCCAGAGCCGGCGCGCGCGGCAGGCGGCUCUGCCGCUUGCGCUGGAGGCGGCUCGGCGUCUGGAGGCGCAGCAGCCGGACGAUGCCGCGGAGGUGGCGCGGCACGCCUGCGAGAUCCUCAGCGGCCAGGAGGUUGCGGAGGGUUCCUUGCCCGAGCGGCUGCGCGUAGCGCACGACUCCGGCGAAGCUGGGGUGUCCGGCCGGUGGUUGGUGGCAGGCUACCUCCGCGAGGAGCUGUGGCUGCUGCGGAGAGGCGGUAGAACUGGCCGCCGGCGCGCCAUCGCCGUGCUGGCGGGGGCGCCGUCGAUGACCUGGGCGCCGGAGGGCCUUGCACUGGCAGAGACCUUGCCAGCGCCACGCUGAGCGCGAGCUACAGCAGUAGCCAGUGGCUUUUUCGGCUUUCUGCCUUUGGUCGGCCAAUGUGCCGGCCACCGCUGCUGGGUCAAGCUGGGCGUUAGCCAGGCGUUUGCGAAGCCAAGCUGGCAGGCCGGCCUGACCGGCCGACUGGCCA
Effrenium voratum is the source of this 1780-nucleotide messenger RNA. The record is from the annotation of a GenBank genome assembly. Lineage: Eukaryota; Dinophyceae; Suessiales; Symbiodiniaceae.